This is a messenger RNA of Nematolebias whitei (Rio pearlfish), 1298 nucleotides long. Its product is annotated as protein FAM122A. NCBI's taxonomy places the organism in Eukaryota, Metazoa, Chordata, Actinopteri, Cyprinodontiformes, Rivulidae. Gene Ontology annotation, molecular function: protein serine/threonine phosphatase inhibitor activity. The coding region runs from base 556 to 1212 and encodes 218 amino acids. The transcript is spliced from 9 exons. The record is from RefSeq and is a predicted model, not a curated record.
UUCUCGGACCUGUUGCGGGUCUGGACGCGGGUUCGGGGGACAGAGGGAAGACUUCUCCCUGAGGACUAGUGGACCGGCCCGGGUUCGGCCGUUUUGAUCAGUUUUCUGGUCUCUGGAGGUUUUACAGCAAAAACAAGUUAGCUCAACAGCUAAUCCUAAAGUCCCGUCAGCUGUUCGGGUUUAAAGUUUCCACUCGGAGACGGAACCGCUGGGCAGAACACGGUUAAUAAACUUCACCUGGACCGGUUCUGGUUCGGAUUAAAGCGAGGGUUGCUUUUAUUUUCGUCACAGAAAGAGGAGCGAGUGAAGCGGAACUGAGGGGGAAACCGUCGCUUCGGCCCGAAGAAACGGAGGGAAACGGUGUUUAUUUGCGCAGAAAAUGCGGUAAUCGGACGUGGUUUCGGUGUUCGGUCCGCUGACUCGGCGGAUCUGGGUUCGCUGUCUGUGAGGCCUGCGGGUCGGGCUUCCACCGGUCUCGAUUACGGACCGUCCCCACCGUAGGAAGCUCAGACGCCGGCUGCUUGCGCCGCCCCCCAACGGCCUGCGGACCGAAGGAUGGAGCGGAUGGAAGUGGACCAAUGCGCAGGCGCAGGGGGCGGAGCUCUCCGGAGGUCAAACAGCGCCCCCAUGAUCACCGGUGUCAGUGACGGGAUGAGCGUCUUCAGCCCGGUGCCGUCGGCUCGGUUCCGCCGCAGCAGCGUGUCCAUCAACCCGUCUCAGCGUGUCCCCUUGUCUCCGUUCUCUCUGAGCGGAGACAGAUCGGAUCUGAAGAGACCGGAGGAGAACGUGGAGAUGAUGCUCAGAGAGAGUCUGCAGAGAGCCAGUCCGUCCAGUCUGGUCCCGGUUCCUCCGGUCAGCCAGUGGGCCGAGCACACCUCAGUGUGGUUUCCGUCUCAGGACAGCGGCGUCACGCCCAACUCCUCUCCGAGUCCAACCAGAAGGUUCAGACCCGCGGUCAGCGCCGCCGUCAGAUGGCCUGUGUUACUGCCGCUGAAGAGAAAAGGAGGAGUGGACUCAGACGGACCUCCGAAGAAGCUGUUUGUUGCCGGGGUAACCGACCCCGCCCACCUCAGCAGCUACACCAUCAGUGUCUCUCAGUCAAUGGCGGGCUCUCCUCCUGUAGGAGGUGUCAAUCUCCAGUCCCGCCCCCUAUCUCUGUCUCCACCCCCUUCCUUCACCCCAUUUACGUCUCACCAGCACCCUGGACACUAACGUCCUGUCACUGUGGGUCCUCAGCCACCAGCAGGGGGAACAUCCACCUUCAUCGCACCUUACUUCUAUCCAAUCAGCUGCCAGCG